UUGUGACAGUUUGUUGACAUCCGUAUUGGACUUCGAGUCGUUUUUAUGCAAAUUUUUGCACCUUUUUACGCUCCGAUGCCUCGUUUCUGCGCUUGCUUGCAAUCAAGUGAAACUUAUUAAUCAUUGAUGUGAAACAGUAUGCAAAAAUCGGGGCAGUUAUUGUCAUUUUUGUAAGCGCGAUACAUCUGGCCCCUUUGAUCGGUGUCAAAGUUUCAGGAAGAAGAGGACGAUUCUACUACGAUGUCUUUUGGCUUAUCAAAGAAGAAUCAGAACCUAAACCAAUAUACAUUGUUGAGCAAUUUAGAAGAUAACGUCGAACAACUAAAAGCAAGCGCAGAUACGAUAAAAGAUGACAGCAUACCUUUGCAACGCUUCUGUGCGACUUUUGAGCAGAUUUUAUUGGAAGGAGCCCGAAGAAGCGUGUUGAUAUUUAAACAGAAACACUACUGGAAUUGCAUUGUUGGUGUUCCGAAAAUUCUUCAAAAUUAUGGAAGCAAUGAUCCUAAACUGGCUUAUAUAGUGAAUGCCGUUGAAAGCUCAACAAAGCUUUGGCCAAUCGAAACCAAAGGUCGGCAGUUCAUUCGGAUGGCUUUGGUAAAGAAAUGCCUUCAUACUCCUGUAGAAGCUUUGAAUAAAUAUGGGUCAUUCCUGCAGGACUUCUACACAGAUGGUUCAUUUAUUGCAACACCACAUUUACGAGAAUCAUUGUUGGAACUUCUCCAGGAAGUUAGCAAGCUGGAUUUUGAUCUAAAUCUUCAGGCUCUAGAGUUUCUGAACGAAAGUUGGGCAAUACCGAAACGAGAAGACAUAUUAACAGUUCCUUGUACGCAGUUGGGGAUUACAGUGAGUCAAGUGGAAGGCCGAGCUGUCAUAGCGCAUGUUUUGCCUGAAAGUAUUGGACAAGAGAACAACAUGGCUGUUGGUGACUGUCUUCUUACCUUGUGUGGAAGAAUUUGUUGGGGACAAAAAGUUGGACAGGUUGCAGAAACGUUGAAACAAAAUCAUGGUCAACCAAUAUCCUUGACCAUAGCAAAGAUCAAACUGUCAAACGGUCAACUGUUUCCACCGCUAGAGGAAAGAAAAAAACUGCUGGACAGCGAAGAGUUCUUUUUACAAAAAUACCAUGAAAAAAACGGUGUCUGUAAAGCACCGCUAAGAUCCAUGGUGACAAGUUUUAACGAAACUCCUGUUCAUGGCGUCCCCAAGGGAAACAUGUGUUUUGAGGCAAAGUACAUCGGGAAAAACAGGACAGGAGAGACUGGCGACUUGAAUUUAAUUGAACCGUCUAUACUGACCGUUGUGCAACAAAAGAACGAUCCACUGCCGGUGCUAGUGAAACUCGGGGAAACAAGCAUCGAAAUUCAGGAUAAAAAGACAAACAAGACAUUGGCUAAUCAUUCCUACACCGUAACCUCUGCCUGUGGCCGUGGUAAAGUUGAUAAGAAUGUCUUCGCCUAUAUUUCUGGUGAUACGACGUGUACAAUAUCCAAGAAUUUCACAUGUUUUGUAUUUACGGUUGAAUCUGAAGAUCAGGCAAGAGAAGCGGUUUAUGGCAUAGCGCAAGGUUUUAAUCGGACGUUGUGGUACGUGUGAUUGGUAUGGGGGAUAAAAUGGGAUCACGAAGAGUAAGAGGUGGCUUUCAUCAUGCCCCAAUGUGCCGGUGAAACGUUGUUUUGCGAGGAUUUGAAGAUUUAGAUCACUUGGUAUAGCUAUAUACGAAACUAUACAAGUACUUUCUGUACCGUAAUUUGUGACAGAACUACCUACUGUAAUGUUCAACAAUGACCACUAAUGUCCAAACCACUGACCUAUGCUUUAAACUGUAGCUAGUACAGAAAAGGUUAGUGAUCUGAACACAUAUUUGAUGCAAUACGAGUCCUCCCAAAUAUAGGAAUGAUGGUGAACGAUAUACUUCCCAGAGUCUAUAUGACAUUAUUUUGUAAUAUAGCAGCAUUUUUAUAAAAUAUAUAAUAUUUAAUAAACAGUAAUGCGUAUUCGCUGAUGAUAUAGAGAGAUUUUAUACGACAUGAUCAGCGUCUGUAAUAUGUAAUUCAAAAAUUCCUAAUGCAAUAAUUUAGCAAAGAAUGUUAAACAUUCCAGUUUACGUUUGUUGUCAUUUCCAGAUUAAUUGUAAUUCAGUUUAAUAUUUCAAAUAAAAAGUCG
This is a messenger RNA of Dendronephthya gigantea, 2163 nucleotides long. RefSeq lists its product as uncharacterized. Gene Ontology annotation, molecular function: protein binding. The transcript has 20 exons. The record is from RefSeq and is a predicted model, not a curated record. NCBI's taxonomy places the organism in Eukaryota, Metazoa, Cnidaria, Anthozoa, Malacalcyonacea, Nephtheidae. Bases 241 to 1593 code for a protein of 450 amino acids.